Molecule: messenger RNA, 3445 nt
Organism: Chaetura pelagica (chimney swift)
Lineage: Eukaryota; Metazoa; Chordata; Aves; Apodiformes; Apodidae
Gene: FAM171A1
Product: family with sequence similarity 171, member A1
Exons: 9
Coding region: 1-2676 (891 amino acids)
Biological process (GO): stress fiber assembly; regulation of cell shape
Cellular component (GO): plasma membrane
Source: RefSeq, a predicted model, not a curated record
AUGAGGGUAGUAAGGUACUGGAAUACCCUGGAAUACUGGUUACCCAGGGAAACUGUGGAAGCCCCUUCCCUGGAGGUGUUCAAGGAAGUAACGCUGAAGGUCCAUGUAAGCGAUGCCAGCACACAUCAGCCAGUAACUGAAGCCUUCAUUGAGAUUUUUACCAACCAGAUCUCCAUUGCAUCUGGAACCUCAGGAGCAGAUGGCACGGCCUUCCUCAAGUUUCAAUAUAAAUUGGGCAAUCAGCUGAUAGUGACUGCUAGUAAACAUGCAUAUGUGCCAAACUCUGCACCAUGGAAACCUGUAAGAUUGCCUGUGUUCUCUUCACUGAGUCUCGGCCUUCUUCCUGAACGCUCAGCAACUCUAAUGGUCUAUGAUGAUGUAGUCCAGAUAGUCUCAGGAUUUCAAGGUGCGCGGACUCAGCCACAAGUUCACUUUCAAAGAAGAUCUGUGAAAUUACCAGAAAACACUAGCUACAGUGAUUUGACAGCAUAUCUGACUGCAGCCAGUUCACCCUGGGAAGUGGACAGUUUUCCUUAUUUGCAGGGAUUAGAUGGAAAUGGAACAGGAAACAGCACGAGGUACGACCUCACCCCUGUCACUGCCGUCAGCGUUCAUCUCCUCAACAGUGAUGGGACUCCGGUCCCUGUGAAUGGCCCCAUCUAUGUCACUGUGCCUCUGCCAACAAACAGCAACUUGAAGCACAAUGCACAUGUUCCAGCUUGGAGGUUUGACCAAAAAUUUGGGACAUGGCUGAAGAGUAGCUUGGGCCUUGUGCAGCAAGAAGGAAAUCAGUUGACUUGGACUUAUAUUGCACCUCAGCUGGGCUACUGGGUUGCAGCUAUGUCACCUACUAUCCCAGGUCCCGUUGUAACACACGACAUUACCAGCUAUCACACAAUGUUUCUUUUGGCAAUUUUAGGAGGGAUGGCUCUCAUACUUCUAGUCUUGAUGUGUCUGCUUUUGUAUUAUUGCAGAAGAAAAUGUUUAAGACCACGUCAGCAUCAUAAGAAACUGCAACUUUCAACAGCACUGGACACUUCUAAGAAGGAUCAAGCAACCUCAAUGUCCCAUAUCAAUUUAAUAUUUUCACGUCGUGAGUCGGAAUUUCCUGGCGGAUUGUCUGUUGCCAGCAAUGGACACACUGAAAACUCAGGUGCAAAGGAACUAAUCAGCGCUGUCCGCAUGGAGAUGGUUUCACCUAGUGGAGAAGCAGAUAUGCAUACACCUAUGCUCAAACACUCCUUCAGUACUUCCCAGGAAUUUAGCUCCCGAGAGGAGCUGCUCUCUGACAAGGGGAAAAACAAGAGCAGAAUUUCCUUGGAUGACCUAACUCCCAGUGGAUCUCUAAGAAAAGACUACCACAAAUCAGCAGAUGGUUUUCCUUUGAAGACAAGAAAAUCUACAGAAACAGCUGAAGGCUACGAGUCCCCAGUGAAAGAUGAGUAUAGGAGAAGUUAUAAUGCUAUGCUGCCUCAGCCUUUAUUUGAAAAGCAAGAGAGAGAAAUUCAAGUAUCUAUGAACCAUAUUGCUUCUGGAAGUAAAUACAAUAUUCAGGAACAAAUAUAUCCCACACCUUCAGCCCCUGAAAAAGAGCUGCUGGACUGCAGACCUACUGAUUGUAUGAUGUCUCGUUCAGUUGAUCACCUCGAAAGACCUACAUCUUUUCCUCGACCAGGUCAGUUAAUCUGCUGUAAUUCUGUUGACCAAGUCAAUGACAGUGUUUACAGAAAAGUUUUGCCUGCAUUGGUAAUCCCAGGUCAUUACAUGAAAUUGCCAGGAGAACACCCUUUUGUUAGCCAGCCACUGGUUGUCCCAGCUGACCAGCAGAUAGAUCUAGAAAGACUUCAGGCUGAGCUUCCUAACCCUCACGCCCGGCUUUUCCCGCAUCCCCCACAGCAGCUGCAACCCCAACAGUUAGCAUCCCAAGCAAUAUCUCAGCAGCACUUGCAAGAUGCAGGUGCAGCUGAGUGGAGUCAACAAAAUGCUUCCAUGUCUGAAUCUAUUUCCAUUCCUGCCUCACUUAACGAUGCAUCCCUGGCACAGAUGAAUAGCGAAGUGCAGCUUCUUACAGAAAAGGCUUUGAUGGAACUAGGAGGUGGAAAGCCAUUGCCUCAUCCUCGAGCGUGGUUUGUUUCUCUAGAUGGACGUUCAAAUGCUCAUGUUAGACAUUCAUACAUCGAUCUCCAAAGAGCUGGUAGGAACGGGAGUAACGAUGCCAGUUUGGACUCUGGUGUUGACAUGAAUGAACCAAAAUCUGCCCGAAAGGGAAGAGGCGACCAUCUGUCUGCACCACAGAGUCACCCACCAGUGCAGGAGCAUCAGCAGAGGGAGCGGAAGGUUUCAGAUAGCACAGCUUACACACAACUUGUGUACUUAGACGAUAUGGACCAAAGUGGCAGUGAGUGUGGAACAGCAGUUUGUAGCCCUGAGGACAAUGCUCUACGAUGCCUGCUAGAAGGCACCAGUAAGAGGAGUGGUGUGCAGCUGCCCAGCCUGCAGGAGGAAACGAGAACUGUGGAUACCAAACCAGAGCCAUUAACUAGUCCUGAACAUGGAACAUCAGUUCGAGAUGAUGAAGAGGAUGAGGAGGAUGAGGAAGAUGACCAAGGUGAAGAUAAGAAGAGUCCUUGGCAGAAACGAGAGGAAAGACCACUAAUGACUUUCAAUCUAAAGUGAGCUAUUGUGAAAAUCCACCAUUCAGUGGAGUAUAAGAUUGCCAAAUAUUCUUUCUGUGGAAGUGCUUGAUUUUAUUUUUAUUUGUUUUGUUGUGGAGAGAAAAGAGAAAAAAACAAACUGUGGUGAGCAACAUUUGAAAGAACUUAAAUGCAUUACUGUGUAAAUGUUAGAAAAGAAUUAAAAUCAUUCCUCUGACAUAAAGGCUGCCUCCAGUGAGACAGCUGAACGAAGAGUGUGAUUGUUAUUCCAUAUACUUGAUAUUGGUCAUCCAGGAUGUUGAAAAUAAUGAGUUUUAGUUGGUUUAUGACCUCAGUCUCCUCAUGAAUGGGAGCUGGUAAAGCUUUUGUUUUAUAGGCCAAUUUUAUGUUGAUAAUGCUACUGAAAGUAUCUUAAAAACAAGAGUUUGACACAUGGUGUCCAAAAUUGUGCAUUAUCUCAAUGAAAGGCUAUGCAUUGCUGCUUUUAGUAAUUUUUUGCUUAUACUAUGCUUUCCUUAAUUUUACAAGUUGGUUGUAAACAUUUUAUGUCCUUUAUGAUAAACUACUCAGCAAUCUAUUUUAAUGUAAAACUGCAGGAAACUUGAUUAGCAUCCCUUAGCAUUGAAGCCUUUUUUACAGUAACAAUGAACAGUCCCUUCUUUUGCUAACUCCUUUUAAUUGACCCUAUUUGGGAUUUUAUAAACUUCUGAACUUCUACCUUUUAUUUUAAGCUGCAUGCCAAGAAUCCCAUUUUGUGCUGAGCAUUUCUCAUUUCAAUACAGUGUAUUCUG